This is a messenger RNA of Ascosphaera apis ARSEF 7405, 1740 nucleotides long. The record is from the annotation of a GenBank genome assembly. NCBI's taxonomy places the organism in Eukaryota, Fungi, Ascomycota, Eurotiomycetes, Onygenales, Ascosphaeraceae.
AUGGCUACAUCCUUAGUAGCUGACCGACUAAUGGCGCCAAUGGAUAAAGUAUUAGGCAAACACCAGACAGGAUUUUUGAAAGGAAGACAAAUGUUCGAUAAUGUAAAAAUGGUACAAGCGGCCAUUGACAAAGCAAAAGCAACAAAACAAAAGCUAUAUAUCGCAUUCUUAGAUCAGGAAAAGGCAUAUGAUUCUGUUGACCACACAUAUUUAUGGAAGGCACUUAGCCAAAUAGACGUUCCAAAUUCCACAAUAGAAGUAAUUAAAAGCUUUUAUGAAGAUGCUACCACUACAGUCAUGAUCAAUCGAAUGGAAUCACGUGACAUUAAACUUGAACGAGGUGUUAGACAAGGGGACCCACUAUCGUGCCUCCUAUUCAACAUAGUUAUUGAAGGAUUAGCCAACCUACUGAUGACAAGCCCUAAAAUCCAUGGCAUCCAAGACAGUAAAGGAGGAGAGUACAGGUCGCUCAGCCAAUGGCGAGAAAUUUCCAAAAUAUACCGCACAUAUAGUAGAGGUACAACGGCAACACUAAAUGCUAUCAAAACCAAGAUACUGGCAAUCAACGAUGCUGACGCUCCCACAAGUGUGGGUGACGUAGAAGUAGUUCAAGACUCGCCGAUAGAAUAUCUAGGAGUACCGGUAGGGGGCGAGUUUGACCACAGCAUCUGGCUGAAAAAGCGGAUUGCCAUACAGUCAAGCAUUGCAAGGUGGGAAAAUAACUAUCUGUCAAUCAGACAAAGAGUGACGGUGACGCAGAUAAGCCUAGCAUCACAGCUGUGGCACCUGUUUCGAUGUCUCCCAGUCAGAAUAACAGAUAUUGCCCACCUACAGAAAGUGCUAUGGGCAUAUGUUUGGGGAACCGCAACAGGCCAACGAGCUGCAGGACCAAUUGCUAAUAGCCAGGCACAAAGACCAAUUGAAGAUGGAGGCUUAAAUAUGAUUGACUUGCAUACCAUGCAUAGGGCUCUAAACAUGUACUGGAUACAAAAACUAGAAACUGGAAAAGACCUGGAACCCCACCAGCGCCCAAUGUGGUAUCAACUAGUCAUUGAUCUGCUAACCACAAAUCUCCACAAUGGCGACCAAACACACAUAAAAGGAAACAUGAUAACGGAACCAUGGGCCCAAUAUUGGAAUUCAAGAUUGCCCAAAGCGCCCCAUUCAACUAGUUCAUUCUGGCCAGAGUGGAUCAAGCAGUGGCAAUACCGAAGCAUAGAUCCCACAACAAGGGAACAGCUAGAGGGAAUGACCUUCUGGUUCCACCCUCAAAUUAGCCAAGGAAAAGCUUCGCCAAGAUGGGGCGCAGAAUGCUGGCUCAAUAUGUUCGAAGGAAAACACCUAGCGAAACCUGUUAACAUCUAUUCUGGACCUGCCCAAUCGCGAAGGCUGUAUGGAAUCGCCUACUUAAAAUAUGGCUGGACAUCUCAAACCAACCUAUGUUACUACCACAACGGUGGGCAAUCAAAUUUGAAACUUAAUGAAAGAGAAGAGCAGUUGAGAUUCCGAAUCCUUUUCGCUGAAGCCCUGUGGACGCUUUGGAGCUAUCGUUGUUCCUGGAGCUUCAAUGAAGAAACAGAGUUUACGGAAGCGGCAGCGGUGGCUCGCUACCAAACCCGCGUGGUAACAAGAUACCACAUGGAUAGGCAACAGGCGUUAGACAAUCCAACUAUGAAAGCAGUGUUUUGUAAAAGAUGGGCUACAACCAUCGGAACCAAGCCAUCGUGGAUUGCAUUCUAA